Messenger RNA from Daphnia magna, 11868 nucleotides. RefSeq names its product serine/arginine repetitive matrix protein 2. Gene Ontology annotation, molecular function: protein binding. Lineage: Eukaryota; Metazoa; Arthropoda; Branchiopoda; Diplostraca; Daphniidae. Bases 629 to 10960 code for a protein of 3443 amino acids. The record is from RefSeq and is a predicted model, not a curated record. The transcript has 26 exons.
GACCCCCAGAACUUCGAUCCUUGUCGUCGCUGGAUUUCGGGGCUGUGGGGUGGAGAAAGACAAGAAGAAGAACAAAAAAAAAAAGGGAAAAGUGAGAAGAGGGUGUGUGUGUGUGUGUGUGUGUUGAAGACGUCGUCGGGACUGCGGCGGCGGCAGCAGUGUGUAUAAACUAGCGGCGGCCGGUAGAGCAAAAGUUGUCUGUUUGGCAGAGUGUCCAAAAGUCUGCCCGUUCGCUGUCGCGUACUGGCGCAGUCCGCCCGUCAGCGUUUUUGUCCCCGUGUGAAACAAAAGUGCGCGCUGGUUUUUUUAUUGUUUACGUGUCGUGUUAGUUUGUGUGUGUUAUAUGGAAUGUGUCUUCGUGCGAUGUUGUUGUUUUAACGUUAAUUAAUUGCGUGGAUGUUGUCUCCUGUCCAUCGAACUGGAUGUUUUUGGAAAACGUACGUCAGUUGGAAUUUGGCAGGAGUUUUACAACUAGAAUGUUCCUUGUUUUGGUUUGGAAUUGAAAGAAAGCGAUAGGGACGUGCUCUAGCGUCUGGCCACGCAAGUUCCAACUUUAAACCCAAAAAAUAAAAAUCAAUCAGUCCGCAGCACUUGCCCAGGGAGCCAAUCAGAAGAAAAAAGGAAACGCAUGAUGAUGGAUACCAACAACGCCAGCAGUAACAACAAUAACAGCCGCCAAGUGAUUCUAGAAGGCGGACUACCGUGGGGCUUCCGCAUUCAGGGCGGCUCUGACACGGGCGUCCAGCUCCGCAUCGCUCGCGUGAAUCCCGGUAGCAAAGCGGCGUUGCAAGGUAUUCGCGAAGGCGACGUGAUCACGUCGAUGAACGGCCAACCGACCGAGCGUGAAGUCACCAACAGUCAAGCUCACGCACUUCUUAAAGAAGCCGGACCUACUCUCCGCCUUGGUUUGAAACAGGGGUCCACUUUAACGAAGAGGCUCUUCAAAUCAUCGAGUGGAGCUUCGGUUUCAUCAGCCGGAGACGUCAGCUCGGACAACGCCCCAACCAGGAAUCAACAAACAAUUGCAGGUAACGGCGGCGUAGCCGCUCAGUCGACGUCUGCCAGUCACAACAGUAGCAACAACGGCGCAGUCCAAUCUUCAACAUCCACAACUAACAAGCCAACGUCGCUAACUAGAUCAGAAGAAGAUCGGCCGGAAGACAUUGUGCCGGAACGGCCAGCUCGAAGCCCGAAGAACAAGCGGCCUGGUGGUAAAUGUAGUAGUAGUAGAGCUACAGCCAACAACAACAAUUACAACAACAACAACAACAGUGGAACGGAAGAAAGUGAAGAGGAUAACGGCGAAUGUUCGUCUAUCCGCAUUCCGGCAGCAAUCAAAUCGCCGACUCCAGCGCCGACAGACGAUCCGCUCGAAGGCAUUCAUUCCAUUUUGUCUGAAAUGGAAAGAGAAAUCCGACACACCGGAGUGGAUCCGCAGCAGGAAACGAUAGCGGCCCGUCUUCCGGAGGGAGCGUCGGUCGAGCCGCGCAUUGGCGGAUUGACGAUCGAAGAAUUUAUUCACUUUCUCGCCCUCCUGGAACGCGUGAAAGAACAACAUCUGGACACGAAGGAGUCGGAUGAGGAUCCAGCUCGAUCCAGCCCGAAUGCGCUUCCGGCGGAACGAACCAGUCCGUACGACAACAUUAUCAAAUCGUUGGGACCCGAUCAUCCGCUUUACUGCAAUGUGGCAACGUCGCCAAGGACGAGUCCGCCUUCCGACGAGGAACGGUCCAGAUCAUCCGCAUCUUCGUCUCCGUGCUCGUCGGAUGAAGACGCUGGACAAUUUCAGCUGCCGGAUAAGCCCGGAAUUCCCGGAUUCUCCUUCCUCGAGCGGCUCUUUCUCCGCCGCUACUUGCACGUCAUUCCGGAAGAGGUGGCUAGCGAUUGCGGAAGCCACAGCGCUCGUCUCAGCCGAGCCCUCAGUGGACUCUCAUCCGCACUGAGUUACUUGGAAGACGCGGAUGACGAUCGAUUUUCACACGAAUCCAUCGGAGACGAGUAUCGCGAUUUUGCUUCCGGCGGCUCCUUAACGCCCGUGCCGCCUCCGCCGACCACAAACGACGAAGAAGUCGAUCCGCUUCUAGUUCCUUUAGAAGCGCAAUCGAAAGGCAAAGCGUCCGAACGUGUUCCGCCUGUCGCUCACGGCCAUUCCGCGCCAGACGACCGGCCGGAUGAAAAUGCCGACUCCAAUUCACCGCCGGAAUCGCCCAUUGAAGCGACUGUUACCCGACAUCCGUCAGAGGACGAGUUCUCCAUCGUGUUGGCCGUGCCCGUCAUGAUAGUCGAUUCCAGCGACUACGACGAGCCGGCGGAUUCGGCCGCCGAAGAUCGCAACUCUGUCACCUCCGCAACAGCUUCCAGCCUAGCGGAAGAAGAUGGGGAUCGUCCGCCGGGUUUCCCGCAAGUGCUGGAAGAGCUGAACGUUCGAUCGAACGAUCAGAAAGCGGAAGAAAAACGGGCGGAAGGAGAUCAAAUGGAUGAGGAAGAGAAUCAAAGCGAAGCGACUUCAUUGGCCGAUUACUGCGAGCUGCUUGACGAAUCGGCGUUGCCACUCAGCGUCCUAAUGAUGCAAACAUCCGGCUGUUGUCGUGACGGCGAUGAAACGGGCCAACGAGCGGAUUCAGAGCGGAACGACCCGACGGACGGAUACGGAUGUUCGUGUUCGCUCGGCUUCAGCGACGACGACGAUGAUGCAGCCAACAACGUGACCGUCAUAAGCGAUGACAAUCAUCAAGAGCCGCAGAAAAUGGACGAAAUGGCAACGCUGGAUGAAGUUGCCGGAUCGAAUGGAACGACGGCCGUAGAAGAAAAAGAGAUGAGCCGAGUAGAACGAGGCGAUGAUGAUGUCGUUGAUUGCGGGGGUCCAAUUUUGACCGAGUCCAUUAGCGAUCCGGCUGGAGAAGUAACGGUGGCUGGAACAUCGGUAGUGACGUUGAUUGACGCUAAAAUCGUCAGCGUUGAUUACGAACCCGUGCAGUUGAUUUGUUCCAGCGCCCGACUUUGUCGCGUUCCUGGAACGGCCGACACUCUGGAAGAGUUCCAGGACGACAAGGUGGCCUCGCACGCUGAAAAUAGACAAUUAGCGGGCGAUAAUCCAGCGGAACUCGAGACGGAUAAGACGAUAGGGCAAGUAACGAUUGAGCCAACUGAUCCGGUCGCUUUUCAAACGACGAACGUGUCACAAACGGACGAUUCCGAACGACUGGAACGCCAAACGACGUCGUUGGCGGAUGGCGGGAAUCGGGAAUGCGUUCCGCUCGGCCAGGGCGUUUGCAGUUCGACGACGGAAAAACACGGCCACGUUGUGGAUGAAAUGCGCAGGUUGUGGGAGAUGCGCUGCAAUGCGGAUGCAUCCGCAGGCCCGUCUUUCCUUCCUCAUCGCGAUGCCAAUCCGGAGCAGGAUUUGGCAUCCGCCGAUGAUGGGUCGGAUCAUUCGACUCCCGUUCCGCAAGAAGAACCGCUAGCCGCAAUUGAAUCGUCGGCCGUAGCGAUGGAUUCAGUUCGCAUGAAAUCCAUUCAAGAAUUUCGGAUGCUUUGGUCCGGAUGGCCUCCACCUCCUCCCCUACCGCCUCCUCCGGAACAUUACGGCGCAUCCGAAACGGAAACGGGCUAUUCGACUGACGGAUCGGAGCCGUUCCGCCAACGACGUAGGCGGGCAGCUCUUGCCAAUUCUGGUCCGACGCCUCCGCCGAGACCAACGCCACCUAGGGACGAAAGUUUGUACCGCUCACGAACCGAUGCGUCCGUUUGUCGCGAUCGUCGCCCCGAACCGCCGCUAAGGUACCAGCCGUACCCGCAGCGCUUCCAGCCUUUAUGCUACUAUUCCGCACCGGAAGCGGAAGACGACGAUGACGAUGAGAGAGUUAAAGCUCGUCUGCUGGCCGAUUGGCUGGUCUUAGCCAAUAGGAAACGGAGCCAGUCGCCUUGUAGCGGCACCUAUCGAUCAAUCCAGCGUUCCAAUUACAGCACGCUGACGUCGACGACGACGACGACCCGUGAAACAUCCGCCCGCGAGUCGGAAUCGGAAGCUUCGGACUACAACGACCGUCACGAUUGCGCUACCGUCCGUCGCUACCGUCACGACCGCAGACUGCAGAGAGAUGACGAAUCCCAUGGAUCUUCGUCAUCGCUUUUGUCGACGCCCUAUCAAGCCAGCAGUCCUAAACCAGGUGUUUGGUCACCGGGCCAGCAGCAAAGCCCUCCGGAAAGGGACAACAACCACCAGCAGCGACAAGAGCAACAGCAGCAACCAUCGUCGAUUUCUUCCGGCACGCAGCCGCCAAUUUGGAUCCCGUCCAGCCAACAGCCCAGCCCGAAAUCAGAACGGAAAGAGUUUCGGCCAGUCCGUCUUGAAGCGUUGAAGAAACAGGCGGCCGCCCAACAGCAGCCUCAGCAGCGAGAGGGAGGCCAGAAACCACUAGGUGGCACCAAACCGGCAGCGCCGACUAGUUUGCCACCUUUUACCACCAACACAUCCACGCCAGCCUCUCAGCCUUCCGCAUCCACUUCCAACGCCCCAACCACCUACUCCUCUUACUUGUACCCGUCCAGCUGGGACAGCCAGCGUCAGCAAAAUGCCACGCCGUACGGCAACAACAGCGCCAACAGCACGCCCAUAAACACACCGGCCAGCGAGCACUCGGUUUUGACCAGCACUUCGACAAACUUUUCCGCUUUGUCGUGGGAUCGGAGAACAAACGGUGGCUCCACUUACAGCGGCGGUUCGGGUUCUACUACACCUACACCUUCGUUACAGCCUUUGCUGUUGCCAGCAACAUCUUCGACGCCAACUAGUCACCUGCCCAAGGUGCCAAACCCUACGGUCACUCUCCUACAGAAAGCCAGAGAAGGACAGUUACCGAAAGGUGCAGCUUAUCUGGAGACACCCAAACUAGGCGAACGUUCCGGAAAUCGCUUAGGUCAACCACCUCCGCCCCAGCAACUGCACCGUAGCCCAUACGAACCAGUGUACAGCAUCCAGCGGGAGUAUUGCGUGCCGUCUUCUGCGGCGAGCGCCGCUGUUGCGCCGUCAAGCGGCGACGAAAAUAGCCAACAGCCGUCGGCAUCGCAGCAAGAAACGCGCAAGUUUGUCGAUCUGACGGCUAACAAAUUCAGUGGUGUCGGACCAGUCUCUAACGAAGGCGUUCCCAUCGCUUUGCGCUCGGGUAUCAGAGAAGAAGAAGAUCAUCAUCAUUGGUACCGGCGUAUGUACGAGUCCUUGCACAGGACAGGAGGUCCAGGAGAUUACGUCACUGUACGCUAUAAAGCUGGUCGUGGUCGAGGUGGAGGCUAUCAAUCGGAGCCGGAUCAGAACAAUCGCUACGAUUACGAUUCAGAUGCCGGCCGUUACGCGACGUUAGAUCGAAGACGUCAACGCAUCCACAACGACUCCGAAUCUAACGGCGGAUCACCUUCGCGAAUAACGAAUCACGAAUCGGAAUCAUAUCGUUAUCAACCCGGCCGCAUUGAAGAUUACGAACCGGGAAUCCGAUCCUCAAUCACCCAACAGCAGCCAACCAAACAGUCACCUAAGAUCAGCAUCCCGAGCAAAUCCUUUACGAAUUUCGCUUUAAAAGAAUCCGGCUACGAGAGUGACUCUCAGCUUAUCUUCCGGCGGCGCUAUCCCAACGAUUCAGCCGAAGCGGGUGGUGGGCAGACGACACCGGCUACCGAUCCGCAAGAGCAGCGUCUUUGGUACCGUGACAUCCAGCGCGGAGGCGAGGUUCCAUUGCACGGACUCCGCAAACAGCAGCCCGAUCGACCACAAGACGAUCCAGGCGAAUUAUUUCUUGCUGAUCUUCGGAUAGGCAACAGCGAAAAGAAGCGCAAAAGAGAUCCUUGGCGCUACAUCCGUUUCAAAUCUAAAUCUCCGACGCCACCGUCGACGCAACAGCGACGUAAACACAGAUUCCUAUCCGUUCCGGCUGUUUUGAACCGGUUGCAGAGCUGCAACAUGUUCCGCAGCGGAAGCAGCAAAAGGCAGUCUAGCGCCACUAGCAGUCCGAACGCGUCCGAGGAGCGGAAACAAAAGAACGCCGGAAUGUCGACGGUUAAAACGACGGCAUCCGUCGGUACGUCGACGUCGUCCAAGGGCAAAACCUGGCGCCGCAUUAAAUCCGGAAGCGGAUCAAGUGGAAACGGGGGCAGUAAAAAGAUGUCGAAACUCUCGGCGUCCAGCCCCAUCGACGGAGGCUUCGUUCAGCGUGAAGAAAGUACAACGCCCUUGCCGGAAGACAUUUCCGCCCUUCCGCAGGCUGUUCCACAUCCACCGACGCAACAGGAUUGCAAGCAAAUGGAGCCAUUGCCUCCGCCUCCGAUUGAAGAUAUGCUGGUUGAUAAUCCGCCGCAACCGCCUCCGCCACCGAAGGUAGUGACGGAAUCGCCGGAAGUAAAGCAACGGUCAACGCAGCAACGCGUCCCGUCCCGUCCAACGCUUCCGGCAUUUCCGGCGUUUCCGACCUUGUCUCCUCUUCAAUCGCGACCGGCCAAGAAGAAAGCGGCGUCGGCUGGAAGUAAAUCGGAACCGGCCCUGAAUGUCUAUCUGAACCACCGUCAGAUGGUGUCGCAAUCGAAAUUCCGGCGGAUGCAGGAUGAACAACCAGCUGUGGAAGAAACACCCAAAAUGACCCGAUACCAAAAACUGGCCCGUGACACCAAGAAUCUCGUGGCCAGGAUAUCCGGAGAGAUUCCUAGCACGGAGAAAAUCCGGCAAGCUCUUAAACUUCCGGCUGGAGGGGCAACCAAUGGAAAUGGCUCCAACGGCAAGACGCACUCGGAUGUGGACGUAACCGACCCGGAGUUCAUUUGCGACGAGCAGACGGCCGCCAUUUUGUUAGCCGAGCUGGAAGGCAACUCGGAGCCGCAGAAAGCUGAAAGCGGAAGCCAAGCGGAAUCUGUAGCCCAUCCGCCGCAGCAGCAAGACAAAGAACAAGAGAAGCAACAGCAACAUCCAAAAGAAGAGGAAGAUGUUGGGGAACAUUAUCAUUACGUUGUUCCGCUCGAAACUAGGAUGGAUGACGGAGAAUGUCGCUCUUCCGCCGGAAGCCCGGAAUACAUCAAGACUCAGCGUUUCACUCAGCUUCGCUCGUUGUACCGCAGUUUGGAGCGGCUCAACGAGCUGGAAAAGCUGGUGCCGACGGACGAAUUGAACCAGGUGGCCAGCACGGAUGGCAUCAUCGAUUUCGACUUGUGGCGUCGAUUGAGACAGCGCGAAAAGGCCCAGGAAGAAAUGCGCAACUUGGCCACGUGGAUCCAGGCCGCGCAACGGGAAGGCGAGUGCUACUUUGGCACGUCGCCUCCGCCCAAAUGGCAGCGCGGAGCCGAUCCGGGACUCCGCAUUAAAGAACAGUCGGUCCGCAUCUUGGCGGAUAAAUACAAGACGCUGGCGGAAGCGAAGCGCUAUGCUACCCAAUCGCUUCCUAGGAAUUUCGGGCAAUGUCCUGACGGAAGCCGUGCGGAAUCGCCCGUUUCGGCCGGUCGAGUUAGCCGCUCCAGCCAGAGACGCAGUAGUUUAACUGGAAAACAAAUGGCCGUUUUGAAAUCUCAACUUUCCCGCGUUUAUACUCCGCCCAGUCGUUACGAGACGGUUGUGUCUCCGCAAAGAGCUCCCCGCAAGCUUCCGGAAUCAUUACUCAACCCAACGCUGUACGUCCGGAGCGUCUCCGAGUCCAGCCGCGAUUGCACUCUUGCCAGACUGGAACAGCGUCGUAAUCGGUUGAUGGAAUCUCAGAAGGCUCUGUCCAUCGCCGGAGUCGGAAGGGCCGUCGCCCGUUCUCAAUCCGCAUCCUCCCCCAAGCCGUCCAACAUUAGCGAAGCGGAGCGCCGUACUCUAUCGAUGCGUCUCGGCGCUGAAGUUAAAGAGCGUUACAUGACGGCGGCCAAACCGGCCGUCCAGCAACAGCAAUCCACCAGGGCGGCCAUCCAGUACGUCCAGCAACUCAGCCAGCACAUGUCCCGAAAAUUAGCCGCAUCGCCGCGGGUGUUGUCUCCCAGUUCGCCGGGACCUUACCGGACGCACCAAUCACGCAGUUCGUCUCGCGAAAGCUCGGCCAGCAGCCAACAAGACUAUUUGCUAGUGCUGACACCACGCGGACGGAACAAUGCCGACGUAGAAUCAGCCGUACAGGAAUGGGCGGACUCGACCAUGGUCGCUAAAACUCCUUCGCCAACUCCCGCAGUUCCGCAGCGCUCGAGUAGUCUGAACAUCCGGGCCAGCUUGGAUGAGGAUUCGCACAGUUCCAACUCGUCCGUCCAGACAGUCAUUCAUCGCGACGUCCAGAAAAAAGUGGAUUUUUUCGAGAAAGUCAUUGCCGACUCGGUUGGGGAUCCCUGCGACGCGGGCGUCGUUCCAUUCCGGACGACUCAAAGCGUCAGCGACCUGCGCAGGUCCGCUUCCACGCUGGUGGGCCGUCGCCGGACUCGCUCUGUUGUUGUUCCGCAGAGGUCGCAGAGUUUAUCGCUGCAUCGGCCCGGAUCAGCGGCUUCUGCUUACGGAUCCAUGACGGAUGUUCGUCUCAGCCAGUUGAUGGAUCGGGUCAAGAGUUUAUCGCCCAGUCCGUCCGGCCGUAGGUCAUCUCCCGGAAGCGUUUCGGGAGGCGGAUCGCAUUAUUUGAAUUUGGUGAAGAAAGGGGAUGUUGAGAAGAAGUGCCAGUACUUCAGUUCGCCGCGAGUGGACCAACAAAAUCAGCAAGCGCAACAGCAGAGAGCGGCGCAGAAACAAUCGCGGCCGGUGACUCCGCAAUUAUCCAGCCGAUCCGUUCCAGAUUCUCUUCCGCUGUGGAGCGCUGCAGAGAAAUUUAAUCGCAAUAAAACGGUUAUCAAAGGCCAAGAGAUGGGUGAUGUUAGUUUUAUCAAACGUCGUUACGAGCAAGAGCAGCCCCGGAAUCGCUUCCGGAGCCAGUUUGGUUCUACUUCGACUCCAUCGCUCCAGGAUGGUGGAACAAGCGGAAGUUUCAGCUGGAGUCGCCGCUUGGCUGCUGCUGCUAACAAACGGGUCUCGUUCCCCAAUUUCUCUUCUCCGAGUCGAGCUGGAAGUCGAGCCGGAAGUGACACCGGAAGCCGAUCCGGUGGCAAGAAAUUGGAUUUCACUCGGGUCAAGCCGACUUUGCUCUCUUCCGCACGUCUAGCCCUCCGCCAAGCGCAGACGGCCGCUGAUCCGACGGCUCAUCACCACACCAUUGGCGGAAGAAUGAGCCGACCGGUCACGCGUACCUCUUCGGCCGCCGGCGGUGGAUCUUACUCCGAUAUUCCGUCCACCAUUUCUUCCGUCAUUUUGGCCAGCAACAAUCACACGACCACCACCGCAGGAAACCCAACAAGCAAAACUACUGUGGCCAGUCCCGACAUGAGCCUGAAAUCUACUUCGGAAGGAUCAAUCCGCAGCCGACGUUCCAUGUCCAGUCCUCUUCCGGCUAUUCCGGUAAUCGCUGCAAAUCCGUCCGGCGCUAACGUUAAACCGACUACGGAAACAACUGCUACUCAUUUUGUUGCUAAAGAAUCCGGCAGUGCCAAACCGCCGACAUCCAGCAAAGCGACGCCGACAGCCCAAUCACCAUCCGCACAAACGCCAGAGGGCGAUUACCAAGCCUUGGCCUCUUCCUCCUCCCACACUGGCACUUUUGAUCCGUCCAUGCAUCAACCGACUUAUCGCUACACUCCGCCGCCUCCGCGUUCGGGAGGUAGACCCAACCGGAUCAAUUCCAUUUACGAUUCGUACGCCACCUAUCCCCGCCAUCGAGCCGGAAUGCAGUCUCCAACUCGUCCUCCUCUUCCAGCCCAAUGGGCCCACUUAACCAGCCCCCGUAAACCAGCCAGAUCGUCGAAUCCAGCAGGCGCAGCGCACAGGUUUGCCGAAUCGGAGGUGACUAUCCAUUACCGCAGUCCGAUCCGCAAUCUGCAGCAAAGCGGCCAACAACAGACGGACAUUGACGAGGAAGAAUUGAGGCAAAUGCAAGCUGAACAUAUGAGACGUGUUUAUGAACAAGAGCGUCGUCGCAAAUACAUCCAGGAAUUAGAAGAUAUCGAAUCUCGGCGACAUAUGGAUAAUUUUACGCCACUGAUGAAAUCGCCUAUCCCGUUGAACCGUUACGAUGACUUUAUGGAUGACCAACCGGUGCCUCUCGGACGUCCUGGCAGCCAGAACCACCAACAGCGUGACAGAACUCCCGAGCCAAAAAUAGUGGCUCGGGGUCUCUACAAUUUCGUGGCUCAAAACGCCAGGGAAUUAUCGUUUCAAAAAGGUGACAUCAUCUUCAUUCGACGACAGAUUGACAAGAAUUGGUACGAGGGAGAACACAACGCAAUGGUCGGAAUAUUCCCCGUUAAUUACGUCGAAAUAAUACCCUACGACGGAGUGCGAUUGACGAACCGCAAAGCCAGCGAAGGCAAAGGUCGAGUCAAAUUCAAUUUUGUGGCUCAGACACCGGUAGAGCUAUCUCUAGUUAAGGGAGAAUUAGUAAUCAUCACACGACAGGUGGACGAGCACUGGCUAGAAGGCCGCAUUGGUCAGCGUCGUGGUAUAUUUCCCAUCAGCUAUGUCGAUAUUAUCCAGUCGUGUUCAACAUCCACAUCAAAUCCUAACGUCAAGACACCGACAACGGGUGGCAAUGCUCUUAUUACCAACGGAUCUCUCCGUUCCACUCACCAGUACCGUAACCAGCAACCGCAACACUUUUCUAUCCAACCGAAGAUGAGUCCGGCGAAUGCAACGUCUCAGCAUCAAUACCGAGCAGCUCCAGCACAGUAUAACAAACCCAGCAGUUUGAUGGUUGACACACGCUCCGAUCCCGUCCUAUACCGAGCGCUUUACACGUAUGCACCGCAGAAUGAUGACGAGCUUGAACUACAAGAAAACGACAUGAUCUGCGUGCUGGAAAAGUGCGACGAUGGCUGGUACGUGGGCACCAGCCAACGGACUGGCCUUUUCGGUACCUUUCCGGGCAAUUAUGUCGAACGCGUUUGAUCCGUUUUCAAACACGACGCACGACAUAUUUGAAUGAAUCGAUUGCGUAAUUUAAACACACGACAAAACACCCCACACACCUAAACUACAACACAUUUCGAGUCUUGAAAAUAUCGUUAUGGUUUAUACUGUUGUUUCAUCAUCUAUAUAUUCUUAUUCUCUAUCUCAUUUACAACUUGAUACAGCAACAGCGCCAAAGAAUCUCUCAUUUGAAUCAGAACGUGGAUCGCUACAAUUUCAGUCGAUCGUAUUUGUUUCUGCUAUAAUAUUCAUGAGCUUUUAUUCGAUCAUUCUAAACUAUGACAUGAUGAUCUGUUUUUCCUUUUGUUGUCUCAAAUAUUUUAACCUGUCCAUCGUCUUCCUACAUCAAGCUUUCUCAUCGUGAACAUUUUUUUUUUUUUUUACAAAACGAGUCAUCUGGAAGAAAAGUUUUUGCCAUCGCGCGAUUUGACAUCUAAAUGAAUGCAUACUAGUGAGUAUUGACCAGACAAAUGUCGCGGUUAUUGAUGAAGCAUCAGUCUCCUUGUUAAUGUGUUAUUUAAAAAAAAAAGAAAACGUUCAAAUAGUUAGAGAAACGCCAACGUUAGAGAGUGCCUUGGAUGGUGGAGACCAUUGUACACACAACACAAACACACUUACACCCGUUACGGCUAUCAUAGCAGAUUCGACAUUUGUGUCACAUGAGGAAGAGAAACAUUUUGACCGCGUAAUGAUGCAUCACUCUUGUUAAUCGCAUUAAUAGCCUAUAAUUUUUUUUUUCCCUUAAAAUUUUAAAAGUCUGCAUAGAAAAAUAUGUCAUUGAAAGUAUUUUCUUCUAUUUCUGCUGCUCGAAAAUUUUCUUUUCUCUCUUCAUCUUCUUUCGAAUGGUAUUCCUUUACAAUUAAUUACACACCUGAUUGUUACAUGGA